Passer montanus (Eurasian tree sparrow) is the source of this 2283-nucleotide messenger RNA. RefSeq names its product 25-hydroxyvitamin D-1 alpha hydroxylase, mitochondrial. Gene Ontology annotation, molecular function: iron ion binding; oxidoreductase activity, acting on paired donors, with incorporation or reduction of molecular oxygen; monooxygenase activity. The record is from RefSeq and is a predicted model, not a curated record. The annotation marks the transcript as partial. The transcript has 9 exons. Gene Ontology annotation, biological process: glucocorticoid biosynthetic process; cellular response to peptide hormone stimulus; cortisol metabolic process. NCBI's taxonomy places the organism in Eukaryota, Metazoa, Chordata, Aves, Passeriformes, Passeridae. Gene Ontology annotation, cellular component: mitochondrial inner membrane.
CCCCCCGUGUCCCCGCAGGUGCACGGCCGCUCCCGGUUCGGCCCGGUGUGGCGGGCCCGCUUCGGCCCGGUGCUCACGGUUCACGUGGCCGAGCCCGCGCUCGUGGCCCAGGUGCUGCGGCAGGAGGGCCCCGAGCCCCGGCGCGCCCUCAGCUGCCCCUGGAAGCAGCACCGGGACCUGCGGGGGGUCCCGGGGGGGCUCCUGACCCUGGAGGGCGAGGCGUGGCGGGGGUCGCGGCGGGUGCUGGCCCGGGGGCUGCUGCGCCCGGGGGCCGCCGAGGCCUUCGCGGCGCCGCUGGGGAACCUCGAAAAGGGGAGGGGGAACUCCAAAAGGGGAUGGGGAACCCCAAAAUGUCCCCCCAUCUCCUGGGUGCUGUUCUCCUCCCGCCUGGGCUGCCUGGGGGACGUUGGGGACACCGGGGACACCGAGGCCGUGCUCCGGAGCGUGGGGGCGGUGCUGGCGCUGACGCUGGUGACAAUGGCGCUGCCACGUCCCCUCCUGCGCCUCGUCCCCGCGCCCUGGGACGCCUUCUGCCACGCCUGGGACCAGCUCUUCGCCUUCGCCAAGGGACACGUGGACCGGCGCGUGGCCGAGGUGGCAGCGCGGGGCCCGCUGGCCGAGGGGGACACGUGUGUCACCGACCUGCUGGCCCGGGAGCGCGUCCCUGUCGCCAGCAUCUACGGGAACGUCACCGAGCUGCUGCUGGCCGGGGUGGACACGGUGGCCAGCACGCUGGCCUGGAGCCUGUACGAGCUGGCACGGAACCCGGGGGCACAGGCGGCCCUGCACCGCCAGCUGGUGGCUGCCACCGGCGGGGUCACCAGCGGUGACAGUGCCACCGCCGACGGUGCCACCGCCGCUGCCACCGCCGCCGCGCUGGGACGGCUGCCACUGCUGCGGGCUGUGGUGAAGGAGACCCUGAGGCUGUACCCCGUCAUCCCGGCCAACGCCCGCGUCAUCCCUGAGUGUGACAUCCGCGUUGGUGACUACCUGGUGCCACGGCAGACCCUCAUCACCCUGUGCCAUUACGCCACGUCCCGCGACAGCCGCUUCUUCCCGGCGCCCGACGCCUUCCGCCCGGAGCGCUGGCUGCGCCACAGGGACAGCGGGGACACCGCUGGGGACAGCGAGGACACCGCUGCUGGGGACACUGAGGACACCCCUGGGGACACCCCUGGCCCCAAGCACCCCUUUGCCUCUCUGCCCUUCGGCCUCGGCCCGCGCAGCUGCGUCGGGCGCCGCCUGGCCGAGCUGCAGCUGCACAUGGCGCUGGCACAGAUCCUGCUGCGCUUCGAGGUGCGGCCGGAGCCCGGCGGGGGCCGCGUGCGCCCCAUGACCCGCACCCUGCUGGCCCCCGGCGCCCCCAUCAGCCUGCGCUUCCUGGAGCGGUGACAGCGGGGACACGGGGACACCAGAGAUUCCAGAGACAUGGGGACACCGGGGACACCAGAGGUGCUGGAGUUACACAGGGACACCAGCGACAGCAGAGACUCUGGAGACAAGGAGACACUGGGGACACCAGGAACAUCAGGGACACUGGGGACACUCAGGACACUGGGGACACCAGGAACAUCAGGGACACUGGGGACACUCAGGACACUGGGGACACCAGAGACUCUGGAGAUACAAGGGGACACCAGGGACAUUGAGGACAUCAGAGUCUCUGAAGACAUGGAGACAUCAGGGACACCACGGACACCAGAGAUGCUGGGGAGACAAGGGGACACUGGUGACACUGGGGACAGUGCAGAGACCUUGACCCCAGUGGUGACUUCACCACCAGGAAGGGCACUGAGCCCAGAGGUGGCCUUGACACCGCAGUGUCCCCAGUGUCAUCGGGGCCCUGGACCUCGUGGUGGCCCUGACCCUGUGGGUGACUCCAGCACUGUGGUGACCCCGGCCCAGAGGUGGCCCUGACCCCUCGGUGACAUUGGCCGUGGUGGCAGGAGCCCCCUCCCCAUGGCGCUCCUGGCUCCAGCAGUGUCACACGCCCUGUGCUGGCCUUGUCCCCAGGGUGUCCCCAACCCCGUGGGAACCUCAGCCUCGGUGGUGGCCGUGACGCCCUGGUGGUGGCCCUGUCCCCACAGUGUCCCCAACCCCGUGGGAACCUCAGCCUCGGUGGUGGCCGUGACACCCUGUGCUGGCCCUGUCCCCAGGGUGUCCCCAACCCCGUGGGAACCUCAGCCUCGGUGGUGGCCGUGACACCCUGGGGGUGGCCUUGUCCCCACGGUGUCCCCCAGGGGGGUUGGGGUUUAUUUAUUGGCCAAUAAAGCGAUUUUGGGA